GAUUUAUUUUGCUGCUCGAACAAAGCAUACUUCACGUCGCAUAUUGACUUCAUAACACGACCCGAACACCUUUCUACCUGUGCCAUCUUGUCAAUCGAUCUCGUCUCCCGAGGAAAUACCAUCGUGCCCCACAAACUCACGCGCUCAAAUCUCGUUUUCCGUCCUCGAUUCCUCUCUCGAGCUAUUUUCGUCCACAUUGUCCAGAACAAUACUCAAACGGCCUUGUCUAUCCUCCAUGAUGCCUUCUCCCUUCUCCUCAACCUUUGCCUCGGCCGCCGCGAGCACGAACGGUGAUAGUGCGGGAAACAGGAGGGAAAAUGCCACAAAUGAAUGGUCGAGAAAUCGCGUCAAUGGUGCCACCCAAACCUUCCGUAGACCCUCUCUAGUCACCACACCUUCACAGACACAGACACAGACACAACAACGUGAAAGCGCGAGCAACGAUGGCGUGUACAUACCUCCGCACUUGAAUACUAACAGUUCUUCGCGAAACCCCCAUUCAGGCGACACUCGGUACGGCAAAGAACAACUGCUAAGUAUCUAUCAGUCCCUGCGUGAGUCCUCCGCUCUCGAUCGAAACCUAGAACACAUAUUUCUUGGUGGAUGGGAUCCUCUGGACGACAAGAACGAGGAAGCCAUUCAGGGCGGGAAGGAUCAGGUUCUGGGACCAGAAGUUUGCUGGAAUUACAACAUGCCUUCAGAACCGCUCGGCUUGACUAGCAUGACUGAGGAGGAAAAGCAGCUCUUUUUCACUUCGGUUAAUUCGCCAAUCAAGUUGCAGCAGAACAACGCGAAAGAGAACUCGGGCCCUGGGGUAAUAGGUGGUCGCAAGGCUUCUCUAUCAGGAUAUAGCAACACUCCGGGAAGCUCCAGACCAGGAACACGUCGAAGGGAUACGAGUGACUCUUUUAUGGGCAACGGUCCAAUGUCGCCUGCCGAGAGCAAAACGUUCUCUCGCGGCGAAUCAAAUACCGCCACUCCUCCGCCAGCGCUACUACGCCGCCGGACAGACUACAGAGAGGAAGAGACUGCACCUAGCGCCAAGGAGGAACCGCAGGCAGACGGCGGCGCGGAUUUGCAGCCUUCACUUCCUGGGUUGCGAAGAGUAGGCACAGGUCCGCUAAGUGCCGGAUUGAAUCCUCCAUCUGCCUCGCCCUGGUCUGCUGGGACGCAGGGAUCCGCUUUUGGCUCUAUGGGCAGCUUUGGUAGUUUCGCCAUCGGCGCUGCCACGACUCCCACCGAAUCUAGCGAAAAGAGGCCUGGCUUCGGUAGUGCUCGGGGUGGAAGUCGGUUCAAAGAUUUGUUGUCCAAGAGCAGCUCGGACGAUAUAUCUCAAAGCGUCAGAGACAAGACUUCUUUUGGUGCUCUUGAGAAGUUGCCCGAGGAGGAUGCAGAGGCAGCUCAGUCCAGAUUGCGGGACGAGCUAAAAACGCGUCCCGGCCGUAGCGAGACUAAUCCAUAUGAAGAUGCCGUCGGCCGGACUGGCAGCGCAGCUUUGAGAGGACCUCAAGACGCCAUCCCUCCGAGUUCAGGUAUUGAGCAAAUGGGUAUGUCGGCUUUUGGUCCACCACCAAAUGUCGGAACUCGUGAUUUCGGUCACGACGACCCGUAUCAGCAGACUCCGCAUGGGAAAUUCAAUCCUCACGAACCUAUGAGCCCGACAAACACGAAUCCAUACCAGAGCCCUCAUGGCCGUCUCGAAGACGACGAACAAGACACGAACGAUUCUACUUCACAGGCUUCAGGACUUCCUCCGUUUGGCGGAAAUCGACGCAACGUGUUCCCCAGCUCUGACGAUAGAGGUCCGCCAGGGGGCAGCAUGCGCAGUGCAAGUGGAUUUGGGGGUCUUUCCGGCUUCGGUGGUUUAGGAGGGGGUCCUACCUGGUCGCCUGCUGGUCUUGGGUCGAGCAAACCUGCCAUGGAUCGAGGAAUGGGCUCUGCCUUCGCCGAUCCCAUUUUCAGUCCUUUGUCGGAUCUUCAAGCACCUGGUGCGGGCCUUGGAGGUGGUUUCUUCGGCUCUACCGGGUUUGGCAGCGCUGGUCGUGCGAGCCGCCUAGGCGCCAUGUUCCCACCAGCCAUGCAAGAACAGAUGCGAGGAGACAGUCGAAAUGAGAUGCAACCGGGUGCUUUCGAGUCACGCCCCGAAAGUGCACAACAACAAUCCAUCCGCGAUGCUUUUGACAACACCGGCCGCCGCUCGGAAGGUUUUGGCCCUGGAUCCGGUCUCUUUGAGGAGUCUCCAUCUAUGAGAAGUGUGGAAGAAGCCGGUAUUCCACCUGGUCACUUUCCACCUGGAAGCUCGGGACCACCAACCUCGUCCCUCACCGCACCGCAGGCUGCAGGACAAAGAACCAGCGGUGACUAUCAAUCGGGCCAUGGUCUCAGCCAGUCCAGUGGCAGCAACUCUUCCAACCAGCUGCCGGCGACUCAGCAACGACAAAUGGUCAUGCCAGACCGCAUGCGCUGGAUCUACCGUGAUCCUCAAGGCAACACACAGGGGCCGUUUUCAGGGUUGGAGAUGCAUGAUUGGUUCAAGGCUGGAUUUUUUACUGCCGAGUUGCAAGUCAAGAAACUCGAGGAUACAGAGUAUGAACCUCUUGCCCAGCUUGUCCGGCGCAUUGGCAAUUCUCGCGAACCGUUUCUAGUACCUCAAAUUGGCGUACCGCAUGGGCCACCCUCAGCAAGCCAAGGGAACCACUGGGCAAAUACUCCUAUGACCGGACCCAGUGGAUCUGUUCAACCGCCUUUUGCCAGCAGCUUCCCCAGCUUCGGUACGACGUUGACCGCUGAGCAGCAAAACGCAUUGGAGAGACGCAAGCAGGAAGAGCAGUACCUCAUGGCGAGACAGAAGGAACAUCUCGCGCAACAACAGAUGGCCAUGAAGCAUAUCCAGAUGCAGAAUGGGAUGCAAUCGUUACACCAUCAUUCGAGCGCCCACUCACUGCAGAGUCAACCCAGCUUCGGUAGCAUCACUUCGCCGUCGGGCUAUCAACCAUCAAUGCCAGCUCCGAUUCAACCUCCUCAACUGGGUGGGACUUUUAGUCAACAAAAUGGACCUACUAGUGCAGGGCCAGGUUCUGCGCGUGAAGAUGAGCUACAGUCCAUGAUGGAUCGUAUGAGCUUCAGUCAACGAGCCGGUCAAGCAUUCUCGGGUGGCCCUUUGGGACCUCCUCCGCCAGACGUUGGCCCUUCGCCUCAACAAGUCAAUUCGAUGCUUCAAGAUAGAGCUCGACUACAGCAACAGCAGCAGGGUGCCGAUAUGCGCGGCCAUCAGGACGCUUUUUUAGGGCCGCAGGGCCGCAACGACCGUCUGGAAGAGUUCCGCGAGCUACGUGGGCAAGCGGAAAUCCCGGCUGGCCGUCUCGGCCCUGAAGAAGCCCGACCUCAACCUAUUGGAGCCCAGCGCCAUGUUGAGGAACAGAUGCCUCCAAAGGCUCCCGGCCUAAUUGGACAUCUAAGUGCGAUUUCUAAAGCAGACCACGAACCUCUUUCUCUUGCUCAACAGGUACAAAUUGCCGCUGCUAGUCAACAGGCGGCCGCUGAGGAGAGUGCACGCACAAAGAGGGAUGCACCAAUUGAGCCUCCGCCUGUGUCUAUUUCACCUUUGCCCGCUCCCGCGGCUCAACGUAACCGACAACACGUGGCUGAUGCACUUGCAGCAGAGUCGCGGUCGGCCUCUCAGACACCCGUCGAGACUCCAUCGGUUUCCAUCGCGCCAUGGGCUGAGCGGACAGCCGAACUUGCCAAGGGGCCCUCUCUCAAGGAGAUCCAGGAGGCGGAAGCCAAGCGUGCUGCCGAACAGGAAGAGCUAGCAGCUGCCGCACGUCGCGCUCAAGCCGAGCAAGAAAGACUACAGCAGACUCACGCUCCAGCUCCUGCGCCCGGACUUCCAUCGACGUCCAUCUGGGGCAGUUCUGCUUCGCCAGUCACACCUGGAUCUCAAAGUUCGAGCGUUUGGGCCAAGCCGGCCACUACCAAGGUUACCUCUGGUGCUGCUCCUACGAAGAAGACUCUCGCACAAAUCCAAAAGGAGGAAGAAACCCGCAAGCAAAAGGCGGCGGCGGCGGCGGUGGCGGCAGCAGCAGCAAAUGCCCCAAAUGCAUCAAGUCCGGCUUCAGCAGCAGCAGUUGGAAAGCGGUAUGCAGAGCUAGCGAGCAAGGUUGCUCCUAGUCCUCCGGCUACGACUGCAGGUGCAUGGACAACAGUGGGAUCGAGUGGCAAGGCCAAAGCUCCGCCUGCUGUAGUGGCCACACCUCAACCAGCCCCACGUGCCGUCAGUAGCUCUGGAGCCACUACUGCCAAAACACGACCUACCCUGCAGACGGCCCGUAGUACCACCCUGUCCACCCAAAGCAAGGCCAACGAGGAGUUCACGAAAUGGAUCAAGGGGUCUCUGAGCAAGGGAUUGAACAGUAACAUCAACCUCGAUAGUUUCGUGCAAGAUUUACUGCAGCUCCCUCCCGAGAUCGAAAUCAUUUCCGACUCUGUCUACGCCAGUUCUCAGACCCUCGAUGGGCGCCGAUUUGCCGAAGAAUUCGUCCGACGCCGCAAGCUCGCUGAUAAGGGCAUUGUCGAGCCAGCGGCAAAUGGAACUCAGACAGGUGGUGCAGAUAGCAAAAGUGCUGGCGGUUGGAGCGAGGUUGCAAAGAAGGGACCAGCUACCACGGCAAAAGAGGAGAGCAACGCAGCGUUCAAGGUCGUGGCGACCAAGAAGAAGGGCAAACGGUAGAUGCAGCUGUAGCGGAAGGAAGACGCACUGUAACUGUCGGUGUUGGUGUUGGUCGCAAGGAAAGGCUGUUUGAUGAGUUAUGCGAUGAGAUUUUAUGGCCUGUGCUUUGCGUAUGACUGAGAUGCGGUGUGGGACAGAUAUUUGGGUAAAUGACACUGGCUGGCAGAAGGGCUCUCGUGUCACUGGCAUUGAGGAGUGAAGAUAGCUGUGAAGUAGAUAUGUCGAGCUGAAGUCGGCCAAUGUGAGCAGUCUGAGAGUCUUCUGCAAGAAGCCCUAGCCCUGGUUCGUUGACUCACCUGCAUGCCGCCU
Molecule: messenger RNA, 5038 nt
Organism: Exophiala xenobiotica
Lineage: Eukaryota; Fungi; Ascomycota; Eurotiomycetes; Chaetothyriales; Herpotrichiellaceae
Exons: 4
Coding region: 236-4729 (1497 amino acids)
Molecular function (GO): protein binding
Source: RefSeq, a predicted model, not a curated record